Molecule: messenger RNA, 3465 nt
Organism: Brassica rapa (field mustard)
Lineage: Eukaryota; Viridiplantae; Streptophyta; Magnoliopsida; Brassicales; Brassicaceae
Product: AT-rich interactive domain-containing protein 1
Molecular function (GO): DNA binding
Source: RefSeq, a predicted model, not a curated record
ACACUAUUCCAUUCGUUGUCGAAUGAUUUUUAGAAUUCAUCAUAUAAAAUAAUUUCAGUUUACUGUCUUUAAUUGUUAUGGUUCGUUUUUUUGUUAUUAAAUGGCAACAUCAUUUUUAGUAUUUUAGAAUGGUGUUUUGCUAAAGUAACUAAUAGUAGUAUUUAAUUUUUUAAAAAAAAUUUGGUCGAUUUUAUAUAUUAAAUAAAAUUAGUUAUAGAUAGUCUAAUACGAAAGUCUAAGCAAAUAACGCAUACUCCAUUCGCUUCAAUUUAUUUGUCGUUUUAGGUUUAUACACACAGAUUAAAAAAAUAUUUAAUUUUGCAUAUUUCCAAAAUAAAAAUAUAAGUAUCUAUACACCUAAUCAUAUUUCAACCAAUAAAAAAAUAAAAUAAAAAAUAUUAUUAUUAAAUUUUGCAAUUAAAACAUAAAAAGACAUUUAAAAUGAAAAAACAAAAUGCUAAAAUGACAAAUAAUAUAAAACAGAAAGAAUAUUUAAUUAGUUUGUAUGCCAUUGCAAUUUACAAUUGUAAUUAUAACAAAUUGUAACUUAUUAUUUGAUUUGUUACGGAUUACAUCGACUAGUUAUAAAUUAUUAUUUUAUAUUAUUAAAAAUUCAGUGAUUUAAAAAUUUAAAAACUUCAGUAUGUAUGAUUAGUUGAAAGAUUUUAAAAUAAAAAAAUUAACAAUAUUUAGUCGAAAAUGACAGUCUUAAGUUUUAGUGACUUUGAGAAUCAGUAUUUUAUUCUUUUUAUUUAUUUAUCUAUUUAUGUUGAUAAAAAUUGAAAGUUUGACUCAUGUUUUUAAGGCCCAAAUGAUAAUCCAUACAAUCUUUUUUAGAAGAGUAUAACAAACACUAACAAACCCCCUUUGUAGUAUGUUAGUGUUUAACUCAACCUGUGGGUUAACAACUAACCAGAGUGAAUACGUCAUAUGACAGCUAAUAUAUGUAUCUUUAUUAUUUAAUGGGUACGAGUCUCACUCAUUUCCAAAGCGUCUCCCAUAAAUAACCGUCGUGCUUCAUUCAAUAAAACAAAUCAUUUCUCUACACUUCUUCUUAAUACUCCUCCUAAAAUACAGGCGAAAUUACACAAAAAAAGGUUAGCCAAUUUCGCAAUAUUAUUUAUUUCUCCUCUCAAUAAUAUUUUGUCGGCGAUUUUCAUUUUUAUCGCAUUGUUUUACAAUUCGUUUAGUUUAACCCUAAAUCUAGGGGGAAAACAUAGUUUUCAAUUUUGCGAAAUAAGGGUCUAUACUUUCGAAAACUUCGAUUUCUGACCCCAAACUUCUUCUUCGGUCACCAUCUAUCACAAACCCAAACCUCGACAGAGAGGAAAUGGCGGGUCAAGGUUUUGCGAAACGGCCCUAGCUUUUUCGAUUUUGUAUUUCCCGCUUAAAAAAAUUCGCCAUGGAAUCGUAAUCGUAAGCUAACGAUUCCUAGGGUUUCAGUUUCUCUCUUUUUUUUUUGUUACUGUUUAUGUAUAAAAUGGGAUCUAUGAAUGGCUGUAGGAUUCGCUCUUCGUCGUCGUCGUCGUCGAUGGCUGGAUGGUCGACGGCACCAGACGCCGCCGUCAAAACUCCGAAGAGCUUCGACCUGAACAAGUCUCCCGAAGCAGUCUCCGACUCCGAUCCGGCGUUCGACGAGCUCGUCUCCUCGUUCCGACGCUUGCUCGAAUCGUUCGUCGUCGAGUUCUGUCCUCCGCCUCCGGCGACCGUCGAUCUCUUCCGCCUCUUCGUCGGCGUGAGUCACAGAGGCGGGUUCAAAGCCGUUACGGAGAAUGCUGCGUGGGAGGAGGUCGGGAGCGAGUGUGGAUUAGGUUUAUCUGCGAAAUUGAUCUAUGUUAAGUACCUCGCCGCGCUUGCGCGGUGGUUGAACAGAGGUGAUGGUGGUGGCGUGGAGCUGCCUGGAGUAUCGGAUGAUCUGAUUGGGAGGUUUGGGGAUUUUGUGGCUCAGGUGAAGAGGAAGUAUGAGUUGAUGAGGGAAGGUUUGGUUUCAAGAGAGGUGGGAGGAGAGUUUAAAUGGUUUAUAUCGAAAGCUAGGAGAAGAUUUGAUGAUAAGAAGGUGUUUCUUGAUUCUGGUUCUUCUUCCCCUGGGAAGAGGAAACGGGAGUGUUCUUUAGAGACGUUGAAGUGGUUAAGCGAGGCUGCUAAGGAUCCAUGUGAUGUGUCUAUUGGUUCUUUGCCGGAUAGAUCAAAGUGGGAUUGUUAUGGAAGUGAAGAGCCGUGGAAAGAGCUUCUUCUGUUUAGAGCUUCGAGAACGAACUCUGAUUUGGCUUGUGAAAAGAUUUGGCAGAAAAUCCAGAAGAUGCAUCCGUCGCUGUAUCAAGAUAGUGCUGGGACUAGUUAUAAUCUAAGAGAGAGACUCAGUUUCGAGAGGGGUCAGUUUAAUGAGAGGAAAGCUAGGAUAUCUUUUGAGGAUGGCUCGGGUUCAGAGGGUUCAGAAGAGGAGGAUGAUGAAUCAGGUGGUCUAGUUGGUCCAGAGUUUCAAGCUGAAGUACCUGAGUGGACUGGGAUCAUCACUGAAAGCGAUCCAAAGUGGCUAGGCACUCUGAUCUGGCCACUUAACAAAGAACAAAACAACAAAAAUAACCUUCUUAUCGAAAGAGAUCCUAUUGGAAAAGGAAGACAAGAUGCUUCCUGUGGCUGCCAAAAUCCAGGCUCUGUUGGUUGUGUCAGAUUCCAUAUCAAGGCAAAACAGGAGAAACUGAAACUCGAACUUGGUUCAGCUUUCUACAUGUGGUGUUUCGAUACAAUGGGGGAAGGUAAUCUGCAGUAUUGGACAGAGUUGGAACUGAAGAAGGUGAUGUCUUUGAUGCCUUCUCCGCCUACGCUAAUCCCGUCUUUCUUCGAUGAGCUCAGGAGUGUUCUUCCUUCAAAGAGCAGAGGAAAGAUCGUGAGCUACUUCUACAACGUGACCCUUUUGCAGUUUAGAGCAAAUCAGAGUAGAAUGACUCCUUAUGAGAUUGACAGUGAUACUGAUACACAGUACAGGAUUGCAACAGCGAGCGAAGAUCCAAACCUGGAAGCAAACUCAUCACAGAAACCUGUCCUGCUUACACCUAAGAAAAAAAGGCGUCGAUAGAGAGGUAGUAGCCUUGAUGAAUCUCAAUCUCACCCUGUUGGGUUUUAAGUGGGAGCAGCCAUUGAAAGUGCUUAUAAACUUCGGGGGAGAAAGGGUUCUGUUCAUCAGUUACGUCAGCUCAGCAAAUUCUGAUUUUGGUAUUUGAGGUAAAUACUUUCAUGAUCACUCCACUCUUUUGAUGAUUCUAUAGGAGUAUUUUUUUUUUUUGGGUUGGCAUUGCCAUUAAAAGGACUGAUGAAUCAGAGAGACGAGGUUUCUCCAAAACAAGUACAGUAAAAUUUCGGAUUAUUUUGGUGAAUAUAACAGAGGCAAAAUGUUAUUGCUAUUUGUUUUGUUUGCUCUUCGUUUGUUUGUUUCUAAAGGAAAGUAGGAAAUGAGUUUAUACAUCA